GUUUCUUCUUUGAAUGAAAAAAAAAGUUGAAAGAAACAAAAAGAUAAGGUUAAAAGUUUAAAACCCUUUAUGAAAUAGAUAGGGUAGGAGAAUGCUAGUAAAAUGAUGAUGAAAAUGCACUUGUCUAGCUAGCGUGGAUUGUUGGAAUUAAAAAUAUUCCUGGGGCAGGGUGGAAAUUAUUCAAACACUUGACGGGCUUCAACCGUUAUAAUAAAAAAAAAACACACAAAUUGAUUUUUGACAUUUUGGGGUGUUGGAACUUUUCAUUUUUUUCCCGUGUAAUUAUAUAAUCCCUUCAUUCCUUGGCAGUCCCUCCACGAAACUCCUCUUCCACCUCCCUGGCUAAUAAUUACUUAGCUAUGGCUCUCACUCUGUUUUUCUUGGGUGCCCUUGUUGCAAUGGCCUCAAAUGUCAGUUGCGAUUCCUCUGAAGAAGGGUGGGCCGACGCCAAAGCCACCUUCUACGGCGGAAGUGACGCCUCCGGGACAAUGGGAGGGGCUUGUGGUUAUGGGAAUUUGUUCAGCCAAGGGUAUGGCACAAGGACCGCAGCCCUGAGUACACCUCUGUUCAACAAUGGCCUGGCCUGUGGGUCUUGCUAUCAGAUUAAGUGCGAGGACAGCCAAUUUUGCCGGGGAGGCUCUAUUGUCGUGACCGCCACUAACUUUUGCCCUCCCGGCGGGUUGUGCGACCCCCCCAACGUCCACUUCGACCUCUCUCAGCCUGGCUUCAUGAGCAUUGCCCAAUACAGAGCCGGGGUCGUCCCCGUCUCUUACAAAAGGGUGGCCUGUCAGAGGAGCGGCGGAAUAAGGUUCACCAUCAACGGACACUCAUACUACAACUUGGUGUUGGUCACCAACGUGGGCGGCGCCGGAGACGUGCACGCGGUGGCUGUGAAGGGUUCAAGAACCGGGUGGCAGGCCAUGUCGAGGAACUGGGGGCAAAACUGGCAAAGCAACUCGUACCUCAACGGACAAGCCUUGUCGUUCAUGGUGACCACCAGCGACGGCCGCACUGUGGUGUCUAACGACGUCGCCCCGGAGGGCUGGUCAUUUGGUCAAACCUACUCCGGCAGCCAGUUCUAAUGACACUUUAUAUAAAAUAAAAUUGUACGAGCGAGUAGUAACUUAAUGGUGGUGUUUGUUACGUUGUAGGGUCAAAAUGGGAAGGCUCGGUUUGAGAAAGCCUUCGCCAUUAAGGUUAAGGCUUGUUUGGAUGCCCUGAUUUAUUAUGAAGGUGUUCCGAUCAAAUCCUUCUCCCCCAACUCCUCCUUUCUUGCUUGUUUUUAUCUCGUGAAAUGGGCACCGUAUACACUCUCAAUAACUUAACUUCUUUUACUAAAUAAAUGCAGACCUAUUUA
This is a messenger RNA of Cuscuta campestris, 1357 nucleotides long. The record is from the annotation of a GenBank genome assembly. Lineage: Eukaryota; Viridiplantae; Streptophyta; Magnoliopsida; Solanales; Convolvulaceae.